CUAAAGAUAAAAAGUUCACGUCUUUCUGUGCAGUAGUUUAGAUCAUAAAAAAAUUUGUCAAGUGUCAUUUGUUAAGUUUGACAAUUAAAUGCUCCGACAUGCAGUCAGUUGAUUUACAUAUGAUUUGUUUGUUUUCUAUCUUCUUUAGCUGGGGGAAGAAUUACAGUUUAGCAUUGGUGGACAACACAUCCCCUUUGGUGCAUCGCCACAGGAUGUUUGGACCGAAUUAGGUCGACCAUGCGGAAUCCAUCAAAAACAGGUUGAUCAAAUGGUGAUUCAUUCUGCGUCAGAUCUCCGGCCGAGGACAACUCUUUGUGGUGAUUACUUCUACAACUACUUUACUCGUGGCUUAGAUAUACUGUUUGAUGGGCAGACACAUAAAAUCAAGAAAUUUGUCUUGCACACCAACUAUCCUGGGCAUGCUGAUUUUAAUUCAUACAUGAAGUGCAAUUUUGUUAUCCAUUGUUCUGAUUUUGUAGGGUCUUAUCAUCAGGAUGUAAACUCCUCUAAAGCCACUAUUACAGCCAGCACAAAAUGGGAACAAGUUAAGGAGAUACUAGGGGAUUGUGGUCGAGCUGCUAUCCAGACGCAAGGCUCUGCGAGCAAUCCGUUUGGAUCUACCUUUGUAUAUGGCUACCAAAAUCUUGCCUUUGAGGUGAUGAAGAACGGUUACAUUGCGACUGUAACUCUAUUCCAGUCCUGAUCAUCUAUGUGGCUGCCUGUUGGUAUUGUACAGUUCAAUUACUUGAGGAAAGCAGGUCUGCUUUUAACUGACCGUCAUGGUGGAAAUGUAUCUACUGUAUAUUUGUUUAUACUUGUACAGUUUAUUUUAUAAUUGUCGUCUCUUGUAAACUUAUAUACAUAGCUUUCAACUUCUUGCAAUACAAGACCCGUUACUUCAUU
Molecule: messenger RNA, 903 nt
Organism: Solanum lycopersicum (tomato)
Lineage: Eukaryota; Viridiplantae; Streptophyta; Magnoliopsida; Solanales; Solanaceae
Source: RefSeq, a predicted model, not a curated record